AUGACAACAGACAAAUCUGAUACACCUUUUGCAGUGCCUCAAGCGUAUUCAACCGCGCAACCAAAUGAUUCAGCAGCUGAUGCAUAUGAAAUCUCAUCUGAUGAUCCUGCUCAGCCACCAUCUUUUCAGAAUGAAACGAAAACAAGUCCAACUCUUGCCGAUGAAACAAAAUCUCAUAGUUGUGGCCUGUUUUGUUUAGAUUUUUUACGUUGUUGUGCGGCUACUUUAGAAUGUUUACAGUGUUGUUGUGUGUUCGUGGAAUGUUUGGCCGUAUGCAAAUGAAGAAAAAUUCAAAAUAUCUAUUAAAGAUCAAUGACAUGGAUAUGCAAAUGGUUUCAACAUUAUUGUUGUCAUAGUGAUCGAAGUGCGCCACUUUCUUUUUGUAUUGGCCACUUCCAGAAUUUGUGAUAUUAAAAUUGCUUUCCUUCAUAACUUGUAAAUCUCCAAUAGGCUGUGGAAGUGCAUAGAAUAGGAGCCAUGUUCACUCAUUUUUUGAAUUAUCAUGUCUAGUCCUUUGGCGGUUAUUUAUUUGAUAGAAGUAAAAUAAAAUAUACAAUAACAAUCUGACUAUUCGAAAGA
Rotaria socialis is the source of this 579-nucleotide messenger RNA. NCBI's taxonomy places the organism in Eukaryota, Metazoa, Rotifera, Eurotatoria, Philodinida, Philodinidae. The record is from the annotation of a GenBank genome assembly.